CUACCGAGGGAUCAGGUUGACUGCUCACACGAUGAAACUGUACGAGCGAUUGGUCGACUCAAGAUUGAGAUAAUUGGUCCCAAUCUCAAAGGAGCAGUUCGGCUUCAUGCCUGGAAGGUCUACAACGGAUGCCAUCUUCAUAGCUAGGAAAGUUAUGGAGAAGUGUCGAGAAAAGCGUAGACCCUGCUACCUAGCCUUCCUCAACCUGGAGAAGGAAUUCGACCGUCUUCCGCGAGAAGUCCUAUGGAGAGCGCUCCGAAAACGAAACGUGCCAGAACAUCUCAUCUCCUUGGUCAAGGAUAUGUGCGAUGGCUCCACUACAACAAAGCGCACUGCGCACGGCCAAACGGGAGCAAUAGAUGUCACUGUUGGGGUACACCAGGGAUCAGCUCUGAGCCCGUUCCUCUUCCUGCUCACGAUGGACGUCAUCACAGAAGAACUCGUGUAUUGA
Molecule: messenger RNA, 451 nt
Organism: Haemonchus placei
Lineage: Eukaryota; Metazoa; Nematoda; Chromadorea; Rhabditida; Trichostrongylidae
Source: the annotation of a GenBank genome assembly